GAGACGCACCUGAAGGCAGCACGAAGGAAGAGGAAAAGGCUGCAGCAACAAAAGCGACCGUGAAGCCUUCAACAGCUGGACGCUCCUGGCUAAGCUAACGGUGAUGAAUGUUUUCUCCUGUGUGCCUCGAUCCAGAAACAUGAUGGUUGUUCUUGAAGAGACACCGGACAAAAAACUGGGCCCCAAGCUUGCAGUUCCUUCAAGUUGACAGGACCUUCCUACAUCACCUUUGUCCGAUGGAAGCAAAGGGAUGCAGCCCGAGGUGGAAGAUGCAUCUCCCAGAGUUCAAACACAGCAGAAGAUGGCCGAGUCCGACUACCGAAGAAGAGGAAAGAGGCGAGACGGAGACAGAGAGGGAGCGAGGUGAACUAAACAAAGGUGUCUCUAUAGCUCCAACGUCCAGGUAUCUGACAGGCAGACAGUACGUAAGCAGAAAGCCUCUGUUCUCUGCAGAACAACACGCCUCCAUCUUAAAGAAGAGACAUCCACAGAAGCACACAGAGAAGGAGAAACAGUUGGGUGUUAGCAGAAGAGAAGACGACCAGCAACACGCUGACACAAAUAUCUUGUCCGGACCCAGAUCAGAGCUGACCCCAGAGAGCUUCAGCCUCUCUCACAGUGACGUCUCCAGAACAGACCCGGGUUCACCCCUGGGUGUCUCGGACCUCAGGGCCAGGUCGCACCACGGAGAACCCACUUUCCGAUCGCCUUACCCCGGCAGCAGAUCAGCUCAGCGGAGCCUCUCCAGCUCCGUCCUGGAGGUCCAGAGACUGAACCCUCCACGUAGGCCGCAGCUGACCUCCACUGUCCUGUAUCCUACCUACACGCCCAGAUCGGGGGGUUCCAGACCAGGCCAGACCCAGCUCAGGUUGGGGGGGAGGGAGAGUGAGACCAUGCUAUGCUCUUCUCGGGGAGAUAAUAAAGGACUUCCGAUGUCCCCGCAUCAGGCGAACUACUGGGCCUGUGCCAUCCCCAAAGCGUUGCCCCCAUCUCCAGACAGACGCUCUGCAGGCUGGGACCCAAACAGGGAGUACCAGGCCCUGCUGGACUACACCUACCCUCUGAGACCAGGACAGGUGGUCUGUGAGGGGGACGGCUCCAAGCUCCGGGGAGACUCCGCCCUCCAAACAGACCCCAACCUGCAGGACUCGGGGAUCGAACUGGACCACCUUUGUAGCUCCACCAGCCUGUCAGGGUUGGACUUUUCUCUGAGCCCGGGUCAAAGGUCACCUGACCCGCAGCGGUUCAACAAAUCCUCAGACGGUCCAGACCCCAUGGGUCUGUCCCUGGACAGUUUAGACUGCAGUAGGCACGGAGGUGGGAUGAGUCGGUUCGACGGUCACUCCUCCACCUCCACCUCCACUGCUUUCCCCUGCUCCACCAGCGUUCUUCUCCCGCGGUCCAGAUGUGUGUGCAGGGAAGUGGACGAAGAGUUCUGGGCUCUUCCGGAUCAGCUAGAGGAGCUGCAGCUGCUGUCCAGACGGGUGAGGGAGGUGACGACUCAGCUGAGCCGGCCUGUCACAACCAGCUGGGAGUCUCUAGAGCCGGGCACCGCUUCCAUCCUGUCCUCCAUCACCCUGCCUGAGAAACGGGGGGCUGAAGACGGGGAGGAGGAGGAGGAGGAGGAGGAAGAGGAAGAGGAGGAGGAGGAGGCUACAGUUAAAGAGCUGGCGGUUGGCAAUCAAGACACAGAUGAAGAAAAAGACGAGACGGACAGAGAGGAAAGGAGAGCUGCUCAGACGGCAGCUGAUCCCAGGGACUCUAAGACCGUAAGGAGGAGCUCUGGAGACUGGGUGGAGCCUGAAGGAGGGCCACUGAGUCCGUCCAGUCUCAAGGAGGUGGAGGUUUUGGCGGAGCAGCUAUGCAGCCUCAACCUGCCCGGUGGCCGGACGAGCAGCCGGGCAAACCAGGAGCGAAGUGGCUCCCUGAUGCAACACAUCCAGGUAUUCUGCUCACACCUGGAGCAGCUCAUCCAGCAGCUAUACACGGUGUCAGAGAAGAUGGAGCUGCUGGCUGCGCCAACGGCGGACAUAGACAGCGUGAAGUCGUCUCUGGCUGAGUAUCAGAGUGUUCAGAGAGAAGUGAGCAGCCAUCAGCCCCUGGCCUCCCGCGUCCUGCACACCGGAAGGCUUCUCCUCGGCUGCAUCAACAACACGUCUCCACUUUUAAGAGACACCCUUCUGUUGAUCGAGAGGAGGUGUGGAACUCUGGAGAGCCACACCGAACACUUCUUCUCCUCCAUCCUGUCCGCCAUGGACAGCCUCACCCGGCCCGGUCCGGUCCAGCAGAGCAGAGAGGAGGACCCGGGCCCUGUCGGGGUCCAGGGGUCCACUUUGUGAACACACUGCAGGACACAUCUGUUAUAUGGUUUAAUUUGACUUACUUCACUGUUGUCUUACGUUCUCCAAAAAUUCUGUUUUAUAACACAAGGCUAUCAUUUAUGUGUCUUUUUUUAAUGUAAGGUUCAUCUGUGUAAGUCGGGGAUGUAUGGCUUAACAUGAUGAGUGGAUAUUUGCUUGAUUCUGGCUCUACCAUUACAACCAGAAAUCAGGAGGAACACAGUUCAGUGUCUAGACUGAAGUGAUCUCAGUGAAUAAUGAUGCUUGACAAAUGUUCUAUCAUGCCUUUUUCUACUCCUGAUCACUGAUUCUGUCACUUAUAAUGUCUGUGUUUGAGGCGAAACACUUCAGCCCUGGUCAAUGUUUACCAUGUCCUCUUUCAGACUAGUGGAAAGAAAACAGCCCAAAUACACAUUUAGGUGUUUAUUUCACUACUUUGUCUAUUUGUUCUGAAGAUUUCUCCUAAAUGCACCAAAAGAUAUCAUUAGAUAAUGACUCAUUUGCAUAAUUAAACAUUACAUUUCACAAAACUUGUAAUACAAAAACUUAAUAGUCUUAAUGCAAGUAAUUAACUGGGGAAGUUUUAUGGUGAUAUCUAUUAGUUUUAUUAUUCCCCUUUUCACCUGUAGUGUCUUUAAAAUGUAUGUAAUUUGACUUAAAUAUGCACUUCAGUGGCACUUACAUACACCAAACAUUCCAGUUCAAUUCCUAUCUAUUUUGUGAAGGUUUUUUUACAGAGAUCUUUGUUCAAAAGAAUAUUUUAUUCCUAAAAAACGGCGAAAAUCUUUUUUUUUUUAUGGCUGUUAACAAUAUUGUCGGAUUUACGGAGUGAUAUAAACAGAUAUCCAAAAUUCCCUCUGUAAAAACCUUUGACUAAUAUGUCAACAAAGUAGAACAAGAAUUGUUUGUGUUUUUUACCCGGCUUUAUCCAAUGUUAAGAUAUCUGUUCUGGAAAUAAAAAUAACAUUUCAGAAAA
This is a messenger RNA of Anoplopoma fimbria (sablefish), 3315 nucleotides long. RefSeq names its product centrosomal protein 68 (gene cep68). The transcript has 9 exons. Lineage: Eukaryota; Metazoa; Chordata; Actinopteri; Perciformes; Anoplopomatidae. Bases 237 to 2339 code for a protein of 700 amino acids. The record is from RefSeq and is a predicted model, not a curated record.